Drosophila kikkawai is the source of this 1051-nucleotide messenger RNA. Its product is annotated as trypsin-1. Gene Ontology annotation, biological process: proteolysis. The record is from RefSeq and is a predicted model, not a curated record. Lineage: Eukaryota; Metazoa; Arthropoda; Insecta; Diptera; Drosophilidae. Gene Ontology annotation, molecular function: serine-type endopeptidase activity.
UCACAAUCGCCGGAAUUGGCAUCUCAUUAGCAUGGCUAAUGGGGGGGAGGAAGCAUGGCCAGCCCAAUGUGCGGGUACCCACAAAAAACCCCCAGCGAGCGCCCCCAAUAAAUGCGCCUGCUCCACUUGCCAUGCCGUCACAGACAGAGCAAGCUGCCAUGGGAUCAAGUACUGCCCUGCUGCUCCUCCUAGCCACCACCUUUGCCUUGGCUAUUGCAGAUCCUGGAAAGAUUGUCAAUGGCACUGCCGCCUCGCCUGGUGAAUUCCCCUUUAUGGUCUCCCUGCGCCGUGCCAAAAGUGGCCAUCACUCCUGCGGCGCCACUUUGCUCAAUUCCCACUGGGUGCUGACCGCCGGCCAUUGUGUUCGUGGCUCCUCGCCGGAGCAGCUAAAUCUUCAGUAUGGCAGCCAAAUCUUGGAACGGAAUGCCACCCAAUUGCUACGCAUAGCAGGGAUCUUUCUGCAUCCCGGCUAUGAGCCGCAGGACAAGUAUGCCAACGACAUAGCCCUCCUGCAGCUGGAGGAUAGGGUGACCUUCGGGCCACAUGUCCAGCCAGUGCGUCUGCCCGAGCCAAGACAGACCACGCCCGGCAAUGUCAGCGUUAUCCUAGCGGGUUGGGGUUUAAAUAAGACCGGCGGCUCGGUGCAGGAGCAACUGCAAAAGGUCCAGCUGCAGGUGUUCAGCGACGAGGAGUGCAGCGAGCGGCAUCAGAUCCAGCUCCAUGACAGCCAGAUCUGUGCAGGUUUGCCCGAGGGCGGCAAGGGUCAGUGCAGCGGCGAUUCCGGUGGCCCCCUAAUCCUCACCAGCAGCAGCAGUGACUCCACUCAGAUUGGCAUUGUUUCGUGGAGCAAAAAGCCCUGCGCUCGCCCACCCUAUCCCGGCGUCUUUACAGAGGUCUCCGCCUAUGUGGACUGGAUUGUGGAGACGGUGGGCAGCUCCUCCCAACCCUCGCCGCUGUGGAUUGGCCAGCUCAUUGUGGGACGCUCGCCGCCGCCCAAACUAAACUGAUUCUAGAGGGGAUUCUUCGAAAUAAAAACUACCAAUGCAUGUAA